Raphanus sativus (radish) is the source of this 1164-nucleotide messenger RNA. Its product is annotated as coumaroyl-CoA:anthocyanidin 3-O-glucoside-6''-O-coumaroyltransferase 1. The transcript has a single exon. Lineage: Eukaryota; Viridiplantae; Streptophyta; Magnoliopsida; Brassicales; Brassicaceae. The record is from RefSeq and is a predicted model, not a curated record. Bases 16 to 1008 code for a protein of 330 amino acids.
UUAAACUUACACACCAUGGCUCAUUUUCAAUCUCUUAACAUCAUUGAGACCAGUCACAUCUCUCCCUUGAAGGGCACCGUUCCAUCCACCACUCUUCCUCUCACCUUUUUUGAUGCACCGUGGCUCACUCUCCCACUCGGCGAAUCUCUCUUCUUCUAUUCUUACCAAAACUCAACUGAAUGUUUCCUCAAAGAUUACCUCCCUAACCUCAAACAAUCACUUUCCACCACUCUCCAACAUUUCUUCCCUUACGCCGGUAACCUGAUCACCCCACCUCGUCCUGACCCUCCCUACUUACGCUACAACGAUGGCCAAGACUCUCUUCUUUUCACAGUAGCUGAGUCUCUCGCAACUGACUUCAACCUUCUCAUAACCGAUUCUCCUAAAGACAUCAAAGUGUUGCAUGACUUCUUGCCCAAGUUACCUCCUCCUCAUGUCUCUCCGGAGGGAAUCCAGACACGGCCAAUAAUGGUGAUCCAAGUCACCAUCUUCCCUGGAAGAGGAAUCUGCAUAGGAAACACUUCUUCACACGUUGCAGGAGAUGGUGUGACUUUCACUCAUUUUAUGAAGUAUUGGAUGUCUUUGACCAGAUCAAUGGGCAGAGAUCCUGCCACGCUUCUCCUACCCUCUCCUCCUAUUCACAGCUGUAGAAGCAUGAUCAAGGAUCCAGGCCAAGUAACCGCAGGACAUUUGGAGAGGUUCUGGAGCCAGAACUCUGGAAAACACGGCUCACAUCCCACGCCUGAGAACAUGGCCAGAGCUACUUUUACAAUCAGCCGGAAUCAGAUAGACAAUCUCAAGAGUUGGGUUACAGAGCAGUCUGAGAAUCAAUCUAUUGUUUCUACCUUUGUGGUUACUUUAGCUUUCACUUGGGUGAACCUGAUCAAGACACUUGUUAAAGACAGUAGUGAAACAGAGGAAGACAAAGAAGAACAGGUCCUCAACUUGAUGAUUAAUGUGGAUUGCAGGAAUCGUAUCAAAUACACAGAACCGAUACCAUCCACAUAGGCCCUGUUUGUUUCUCCAUUUAGAUGAAUUCAUUUAGCUGAUCCAUUUGUGUGCUCCAUCUAAAUGAUCCAUUCAAAAUUUUGGUCAUGUUUGUUUCUCCAUUUGGAUGAGUCAUUUGAAUGAACCAUUUGAAUGUAUUUUAUGUUUGUUUCUCCA